Molecule: messenger RNA, 1968 nt
Organism: Gracilinanus agilis (Agile Gracile Mouse Opossum)
Lineage: Eukaryota; Metazoa; Chordata; Mammalia; Didelphimorphia; Didelphidae
Gene: PEX19
Product: peroxisomal biogenesis factor 19
Exons: 8
Coding region: 15-905 (296 amino acids)
Biological process (GO): protein import into peroxisome membrane
Cellular component (GO): peroxisome; peroxisomal membrane
Source: RefSeq, a predicted model, not a curated record
UCGAAGGUAGCAAGAUGGCCGCAGCGGAGGAAGAGAGUCCUUCCAGCGCGGACCCGGAGAUGGACGAGCUUUUGGAAAGUGCCCUUGAUGAUUUCGAUAAAGCCAAACCCACCCCAGCAUCCCCUCCUACCAUCACCACCCCUGAUGCUUCAGGUUCCCAGAAGAGAUCGCCUGCAGAUACUGCUAAAGAUGCCCUCUUUGCUUCCCAAGAAUUUUUCCAAGAACUAUUUGACAGUGAGCUAGCAUGCCAAGCCACUGCAGAGUUUGAGAAAGCCAUGAAGGAGCUGGCUGAAGAGGAACCCCACCUGGUGGAGCAGUUCCAGAAGCUCUCAGAGGCUGCAGGGAGAGUGGGCAGUGAUACAACAUCCCAACAAGAGUUUGCUUCCUGUCUGAAGGAGACACUCAGUGGACUAGCAAAGAAUGCCACUGACCUUCAGAACUCUGGCAUGUCUGAAGAAGAGCUGACCAAGGCCAUGGAGGGGCUGGGCAUAGAAGAAGGGGAAGGAGAAGGCAAUAUACUCCCCCUUAUGCAGAGCAUCAUGCAGAACCUACUAUCUAAGGAUGUACUAUAUCCAUCACUAAAAGAGAUCACAGAGAAAUACCCAGAAUGGUUGCAUAGCCACCGAGAAGCACUGCCUCCAGAACAAUUUGAGAAGUACCAGGAACAGCACAAUGUCAUGGGCAAGAUUUGUGAGCAGUUUGAAAAGGAGACAGCUGCAGACAGUGAGGCCACACAGAAGGCCCGAUUUGAGAUGGUGCUAGAUCUCAUGCAGCAGCUUCAGGAUUUGGGCCAUCCCCCAAAGGAGCUUGCAGGGGAAACGCCCCCUGGCUUCAACUUUGACCUUGACACCUUGAAUCUGUCGGGCCCUGCAAGUGCCAGUGGCGAGCAGUGUCUGAUCAUGUGAAAUUCUUCACCCUUCCCAUCCCCAGCCUGAAGUCAGCAGAGUCAUCAGGGGCUGGGAGGGGUGGUGAUCCUGUGGAGGAGCUGCCUGCCUGUCCCAUUUGCCUCUUGCCCAUUUCCCCUUCCCAAGCUCCUACCCCAAAACUACUCUGCACCAGCAUGGGUCCCUCUGUAGCCACUGAGACUAUUGUUUCUGGGAAUGGGACCUAUAAUUUAAAUCGUUCUUACUGAGUCUUCUACCUACUCCCUCUCCCCCUCCUUUUCUCUGCUGCUAGUGAGGUGCCUAUCUCAACCUGCUUAAGGUUUAGGAGGGUAUCCUUUAUAGACCAUGUCUUCCCCUUCCCCCCCAAGAUAGGGUGUAUGUCUGUGUCUAUGUAUGUGUACACCUGCAUUGAUGCUCCCCUCUCUGACUCCCAGGGUCUAUGUGCCUUGUUCCCUAUUCCUUCUGGGGUCUAGGUGCUGUGCCAGUUCUGGGCAUGGGGCUAGGGGAGACCCUUGGCUUUGAACACCCAUCCUUGGUUAUCUGAUCCUCAGGGCAGAGAAGAAAUGUUAGUGUAGAAAUUAAGAGAAGGGAUAGUUGUCAUAUUCUGGCAAUAAUAGGGUCUUUUUGGCCUUUGCCAGCCAUAUGUCCUUUCCCUAAGGUGCAUGUAUACAUGAGGAAAAGAGGUGGAAAUUCAAUUCUAAGAUACUAGAUGCCUCUGUUCCUGGUCUAAACUGAGAAGCCAAAUGUUAUCCUGAAUGUACCAGUGUUGUUUCUUGUGCCUCCUGUCUCCCUUUCCCACUUGUCUCAUCCCUCUACCUUCCUUCGCCUGUGACUGAGGGGACCCCUGUUUCCCCCUUCUUAUUCAGCACAACAGCUGAUCCCCUGGCAAAUACAGAGUUGUAAAGGGUGGAGUAUGUUUCUCUCUUUAGCUGUUCUUUUGGCAGUUUUGAGAAUUCUGAUCCCCUUAAUAUCAAAAACCUUGAUUCAUGGCAGUGGCUUGGGAGAGGGCUGGCAGCUUGUCCUGUCCCAAUCCUUCCUAGUCCCCUAUGCCUUGGCUGAUGUCUAAUAAACAUCCUGAGCUAGG